AUGCUUAAAUGGGUAUCAUCGCUGAAGUUAAACAACAAGCAAUUGUUAGAAGUUGAGGAAACCCCAACUUCGGUAGGGUCGAAUAUUUCUCACUGCCCUCUGAACGAAGGCAUCGGAGACUGCACGCAAAGCAUAACCAUCUCGGAUUCCCGGGCAAACAUCCCCGUCCUACCAGCUCAGUAUGACGAUGCUAAGCUAUUCGCGGAUAACGACAAAUCAGCAAUUAAAAGACCUGUCUCUGGCAAGGGUGACUGCAUCAUAAUCCAGGGACUCUCCGAGUCCUCCGCUUACAUCCUCAAAGACCGACCCGCUGCUGACUUAGAGUUAUUCCAAGAGCUCCUCAACGAACUGUUGUAA
This is a messenger RNA of Dibothriocephalus latus, 357 nucleotides long. NCBI's taxonomy places the organism in Eukaryota, Metazoa, Platyhelminthes, Cestoda, Diphyllobothriidea, Diphyllobothriidae. The record is from the annotation of a GenBank genome assembly.